AUGGCCCACCACCACGCCGACAUCAGUCCGCGUCGCCCGGGCUUGACGUGCCUCAUCCUCCCCCUUCUCCUGGUACUCCUCGUCUGCGCCAAUUUAAGCGUGGGUGCGCCAAACAACGACACGCGUGGACAUGCAGCUGAGGACCACCGUCGGGACCACCAGGGUAACACAACGAAGGCUUUUCCGGUUCUGUCAUUCAAUUACGAGCACGUCCGGAAGCCCUUCGAGAUCUCGCUAUGGAUUCUACUUGCACUGCUCAUGAAACUCGGCUUCCACAUCAUCCCCCGAGUGUCGCACGUGGUCCCCGAAAGCUGCCUGCUGAUCUUUGUGGGGCUUCUGGUAGGGGGCGUCAUCAAGGCCGUCCGCCAGACGGCGCCCGUGCUGGACACCAAGCUCUUUUUCCUCUACCUGCUGCCGCCCAUCAUCCUGGACGCCGGCUACUUUCUGCCCAUCCGGCCCUUCACCGAGAACCUGGGAACCAUCCUGGUGUUUGCUGUGGUGGGCACCCUGUGGAACGCCUUCUUCGUGGGUGGUGGCAUGUACGGCGUCUGCCUGCUGGAGGGCGAACAGCUGGCCGGCGUUGACCUGCUGUCCUGCCUGCUCUUCGGCUCCAUCGUGUCAGCUGUGGACCCCGUGGCCGUGCUAGCCGUCUUUGAGGAAAUCCACAUCAACGAACUGCUGCACAUUUUAGUCUUCGGGGAGUCGUUGCUCAAUGACGCCGUCACCGUGGUUUUGUACCACCUGUUCGAGGAGUUCUCCCACGCCGGUGUGGUAACGGUGCCCGACGCCCUACUCGGGGUGCUGUGCUUUUUCGUGGUAUCAUGCGGCGGCAUCCUGGUCGGCGCAAUCUACGGGCUGCUGGGCGCCUUCACCUCCCGCUUCACGUCGCACACACGCGUCAUCGAGCCUCUCUUCGUCUUCCUCUACAGUUACAUGGCCUACCUGUCGGCCGAGGUCUUCCACCUGUCGGGCAUCAUGUCGUUGAUAUCAUGCGGAGUGGUCAUGCGUCCCUAUGUUGAGGCCAACAUCUCGCACAAGUCAUACACCACUGUCAAAUACUUCCUGAAGAUGUGGAGCAGUGUGAGCGAGACCCUCAUCUUCAUCUUCCUCGGCGUCUCCACCGUGGCAGGGCCGCACGCCUGGAACUGGACCUUCGUCAUCGUCACGGUGGUCCUCUGCCUCGUCUCCAGAGUGCUGGGCGUGGUGGGCCUGACGUACGUCAUCAAUAAGUUUCGCAUCGUCAAGUUGACCAAGAAGGACCAGUUCAUCGUUGCUUAUGGGGGCCUGCGAGGCGCCAUCGCUUUCUCGCUGGGCUUCCUGCUGACAGACAGCAAGAUGAAGCACUUGUUCCUCACCGCCAUUAUCACCGUCAUUUUCUUCACCGUCUUUGUCCAGGGGAUGACCAUCAGGCCACUGGUGGAGCUCCUAGAAGUGAAGAAGAAGAGACAGUGUGACGGCUCCAUCAAUGAGGAGAUUCACACGCAGUUCUUGGAUCAUCUUCUUGUGGGAAUUGAGGACAUCUGUGGUCAUUAUGGACACCAUCAUUGGAAAGACAAGUUGAGUCGCUUCAAUAAGACUUACGUUAAGAAGUGGCUCAUUGCGGGUGACCGUUCCACCGAGCCACAGCUGCUCUCCUUCUACAACAAGAUGGAAAUGAAGCAGGCCAUGAUGAUGGUCGAGAGUGGCAGUGUCAACAUUUUCAAGCCGUCCCCGAUGGUGCCUGACAUCGAGCCCGAGUUCCCGUCCCGACGUAGGGUGAACAUAUCCAAAAGUCGCGAGAAGGAAAUUCGAAAGAUGUUGCACUCCAACAUGCAAAAGAAUAGGCAACGGCUUCGUUCGUACAGUAGGCACGACCUGAUGAUCGACCCCUUCGAAGAUGACGAGAGCGAAAUUCACUUUAGGAAACGAGUGGAGAUGGGGAGAAGGAUGAGCCACUAUCUCACAGUGCCCGCAAAAAGGCCGGAACCACCUCCCUCUGUGAGACGGGUUGCCUUCCAACAAGAACAUCGAGUGUACACGUACGACGAUAGCGAAAGCAGCAGAGAUCCACCGCCGACAGAGGCCAAGACGAACCCGAGCUCGCCCAACACCGUCGACCUGCUGAACGAAUUCAGUCGCGGGCUUCGGGAAGAAGAGGAGAAUGAAGAACAGCAGCACAUAGCGCUUCGUCGUCUUAGUGACCCUGGUCCAAAGUAG
Nerophis lumbriciformis (worm pipefish) is the source of this 2196-nucleotide messenger RNA. The record is from RefSeq and is a predicted model, not a curated record. NCBI's taxonomy places the organism in Eukaryota, Metazoa, Chordata, Actinopteri, Syngnathiformes, Syngnathidae.